CUCAUAAAAUUAAAAUAGCAGUCAGGUUAUACAAUUGUGAAUCCUAAGUACGAGAGUGACAAUAAUAUGGCAAUUUCAAAAUUUAUUUUACUCAGUUUGAGUAAAAUAUAAAUAAGAGCAUCUCAGAUAAGGUUAUUGUUGAUCGAGCAAUCUAGGAAUAGGUACAAAAAUUAAAUAUACUAUAAGCAUUCAGUUCAUACCAACACAUAACACUUUCUCUUGCUGUCAACCUUAUUAUAGGAUUAAGGCUCUUCUACAUCUGACAUCUCGUCCUUGAAUUUGAGUACUACAGGUUGAAGAUUUCUUUCAACUUUCAAUCAAGAUUUUAGAGGUACAUGUGCUCGAUUCAUAUUUGAAGAGGCAUCUGUGAGGAUAUCUUCUAUUUGUUCUGCCCACUUAACACUUUUUUUCUCUCUUGGUUCCUCUUUAACUGGAGAAGAGGUCCUAUUCUCAAGUUUAAGACCCUGAUCAAAACUUUCUGCUUUGUAAGGUCUUUUCUGGCCUCAUUCUUUGUUUUCAAUUUUACGUAAUUUCCUAGGAUCAAAGAUCUUCUUCUGAAAUUCUUCAGGGUUAGAUUCUACUCCACUAACAUCAUCCAGGAUCUCUUGCAUGACUUCUGUAUGAAUGUCUACUGCUUUGAAGAUCCUAUAGGAGUCUUCUUCAGAAGGAUCAGGCUUAUAAUCCAGGUUGUGGCUUUCUGAUGAAAGGCCCUUCCAAUCCUCUUCUUCACUGUCAGAUUCGGAAGAGCUGUCUUCUGAACCUUGAGAUUUUUUGGAGGAUGUAGAAGGAGUAGAAGGAACUCUAUUAAUCUUACCGUUCUCUAUUUUUAUUUCUAUCUCACUGGUUUGAGAACUAUCGUUGUCUCUGUCAUCUAUUAAGCAAGGGUUGUUCAUUAUGUAGUCAGGCAUUCAUCAUUGAGCUACUUCCAGAGGAUCAUAAAGAGAAUCAUCCCACUCUUCAGGUACCUCAUAGAUACGAUAUGGAGACACUUUUUCAGAUACCCUGUCUAGCGUAUUAAAUGAUGGAAUUAAUUCUUCUAGUACUGGCUCUGUGCGAGGGAGUUCAUCUAGUAAAGUUAAUGAAAAUACAUCUGAUUCACUCUUAAACUUAUACUUUUUAUCUUCAAGAUUGACAUAUUCUUCUUGAUGAAAUUGAGGAUAAUAUUCUUCAAGUAAUUCUUUUUCAAAUACUUUAGCGUGCUCAAGGAUCAAUCUUCUUGGUUUAAGGUCAUCAAGGCUUCUCUCAUCGUAUUCUCUGCUAUCAAGUAAGACACCAUUGAUAUGGAUGUUUGAUUGCUUUCCAUCAUUUUCAUAAUUUAUUAUGUCUCCUGAUUCGAUUCUUCAUCCAACGCUAGAUUUGAUUAGUUCAUCUCAUUGCACAAUUUUGCUGUUCAUUGAUGAUUUAAUAUUAGGGCGAAGUAUUCUCGGUGAAGGUCGUACUCGCUUGGAAUAAAACCUUUGUCCUCACGGGAAGCUUUCUCAGUUUUGUGUCACAGAGCUUGGAAACUUCCGUCAUAAGUUUUAACUUGAUUUAUGAUAUAAUCAAUUUCUUUUUGGUAUUUCUCUCCAGCAAACAUUCCAACUUCAUCCAGAGGGUGGUUGUGGACACUUCUGUACCUAGCAAGAUGGUAGUUGGGUUUACCGGAUACUUGGGCAAAUAUCAUCCCGAAGGGUCACAUUAUUCUGUUCUUGUGGCCUGGGUGCUUUGGAGGACGGCUUCUCCAGCACCUAAAAGUGCUUCUUCUCUCCCUACGAUUUCCUCAUGGAACUAUCAGUCUGAAUCCAUUAAGCAUUGCAAGGAGUUUCACAGUUUGAGCUAAUUGCUUUCUUGUGCUUACAUGCAAUAUAGCUUUUGAGAAGAUUUCAAAAUUAGGUGUUUUUAUUUGAAGUCCUCUUGUAAGCUUCAUUUCAUGCCCAUCAGGCUCCCUAAGCUUAGCGAUUCUUGGGAUGAUACAGCGCAUUUUAAAAUUUCUACGCAUCUCUGCUCCUACAGAAUAAUCUUCGAGAAGUUCAUGCUCUUGUUUAACUAAGGGCAUUGGGUCUUCAACUUCUGUAUCUCGUUGAUAUCUUGAGAUUUCAUAAGAUUUUUUGAGAAGUUCCUGAGCUGUUUUGUAUCGAUUAGUAUUCUGAUUCUUGAGCUCGAGCCAUUGACCUGAGGAGAUCAAUCUACCACGCUCAUCCAUGGCUUUUUGACGUAGUAGGAGCUCUUCUUUGACAAUAUCUUGCACAUUCUGUUUUUCUGUAAGUCUUCACCUGUCAUUAUUGGAAAUCUGGUCAAGAGAUACAACUAUCGUUCAUGGCUCUAUUAGUAGCAAGUAGGUGGACUUCUCAGGAAUCCCAAAUUUAUUUCAAAAUGAAAGGAUAAAUGAUUUUGGGCUUGGAAAAAUAUUUUUGUCCAAAUGCAUAAGAUACUUUUCACGGUCUUCAAUCCUUAUGGAAAUUCUUAGUUUCAUGUUACAGGUGCAGGGUCUAUAAAUUUCAUUUGUUUUGCUGGCUUUGUGAGAGCAC
This is a messenger RNA of Moneuplotes crassus, 2507 nucleotides long. Lineage: Eukaryota; Ciliophora; Spirotrichea; Euplotida; Euplotidae. The record is from the annotation of a GenBank genome assembly.